This is a messenger RNA of Brachypodium distachyon (stiff brome), 1924 nucleotides long. Its product is annotated as tyrosine decarboxylase 1. Lineage: Eukaryota; Viridiplantae; Streptophyta; Magnoliopsida; Poales; Poaceae. Gene Ontology annotation, biological process: amino acid metabolic process. The transcript has a single exon. The record is from RefSeq and is a predicted model, not a curated record. The coding region runs from base 201 to 1766 and encodes 521 amino acids. Gene Ontology annotation, molecular function: carboxy-lyase activity; pyridoxal phosphate binding.
CCCAUCCUAUCUUCCACAGGGCAUGCAGCAUUGAGCGUGCAACUCAAGAGCUUUGUGCACACAAAGCUAUAGCUGCAGCUAGCCCUCAUUGCUCUGAGCGUGAGUGUAGGUAGCUACCUAGCAGUUGAGUUAGCUUCCAGGCCCAUUAAUUCCCCGAUCCAUCUGCUGCAUUAAUUCCCCGGUUCACCCCCAUUCCACAUAUGGCCCCACCGUCGCACUUCUCCAAUGUCGCCGCCACCGUCCCCGUGGUGGUGGACAAGCCGCAGCAAUGCUCCAACGCGCUCGACGCUGACGACUUCCGGCGUCAGGGUCACCAAGUUAUCGACUUCAUCGCCGAGUACUACGGCGGCAUGGCCGACUACCCCGUCCACCCCAGCGUCACCCCCGGCUUCCUCCGCAACCUGCUCCCCGCCAGCGCGCCGUCCCGUGCGGAGCCCGACGCGUUCAGCUCGGCGCUCAAGGACAUCCGCGACCAUAUCCUCCCUGGCAUGACCCACUGGCAGAGCCCUCGCCAUUUCGCGCACUUCCCUGCGUCCAGCAGCACCGUCGGCGCCCUCGGCGAGGCUCUCACUGCCGGCAUCAAUGUCGUCCCGUUCACGUGGGCCGCUUCGCCGGCCGCCACCGAGCUCGAGAUGGUGGUAGUGGACUGGCUCGGCAAGGCGCUGCACUUGCCGGAAACUCUCUUGUUCGCCGGAGGCGGCGGGGGCACGCUUCUGGGCACCUCGUGCGAGGCCAUACUCUGCGCUCUCGUCGCUGCGAGGGACCGGAAGCUCGCCGAGAUUGGGGGGAGGAGAAUUGGCGACCUUGUCGUCUAUUGCUCUGACCAGACCCAUUUCGCCUUCCGGAAGGCUGCACGUAUCGCCGGGAUCCUGCGGGAACACAUCCGUGAGAUACAGACGUGCCAUGCAAACAUGUUCGCGCUCUCGGCCACGGCGCUGGAAGCCGCCAUGCAGGCUGACGUGGAGGCCGGUCUGGUCCCACUGUUCGUGUGCGCAACGGUUGGGACCACCCAGACAACGGCCGUUGACCCGAUUGGUGAGCUUUGCACCGUCACGGCACCUCACGGUGUUUGGGUCCACGUGGACGCGGCUUAUGCCGGCUCCGCGUUGGUCUGCCCAGAGUUUCGGCACGUGAUCAAUGGUGUGGAGUCUGUGGAUUCGUUCAGCAUGAACGCCCACAAAUGGCUCCUCACCAAUAACGAUUGCUGCGCGAUGUGGGUGAAGAAGCCAUCCGAGCUCAUCGCCGCGCUGGGCACGGAGCAGGAGUACAUCCUCAAAGACUCCGCCUCAGAGGGCCACGACAUCGUGGACUACAAGGACUGGACAAUGACAUUGACGCGCCGGUUCCGUGCGCUCAAGAUGUGGCUUGUGCUGCGUUGCUACGGCAUCGACGGCUUGCGCGAGCACAUCCGCUCCCACGUGCGCAUGGCCGAGGCGUUCGAGAACUUGGUGAGGGCCGAUGAGAGGUUCGAGGUUGUGACGGAUAGGCAGUUCGCAUUGGUGUGCUUCAGGCUCCGGUCUCCGGAGAAAUACGGUGGCGAGAAGACGGCCAAUGAGCUCAAUCGGAGCCUCCUUGAGGAGGUGAACGCGGUCACCUUGGGGCCGUACAUGAGCUCCGCAAACGUAGGAGGCAUGUAUAUGCUGAGGUGUGCCGUCGGGAGCACGCUCACAGAGGACUGCCACGUCACGGAUGGUUGGAAGGUCGUCCAGGAUCGGGCUACAUCGAUCCUUCGCAAAAUGGAGAUCAUCUACAGUGUGCUUGGUUAAAAGGCGAAUGCGCUUAUCUUUGUACAAUCUAGUUGGAGACGAACGUAACUAGGUCCACCUGAAUUGGGCCAAUCGGAAUCGUAAGGGUUUAUAUUUUAUGUAAGCAAUAAUGAUUUAUUUUGUAUUCAUUCGCAAUGGUAAUAAAAACGAUUUUGCUA